CGACAGUGAAAGUCAUCAUGGAUUCAAUGAAUGGGAAUUUUAUUUAAAAAGUCUGGUUUUUUCUACUAUAGCAACAUCACCUUCUUUUCGUUGUCAAGCAAAAUGGCGGAUCAGACAGAGAAAGCGUUUCAGAAACAGCCAACGGUCUUUCUAGCCCGCAAGGGAGGACUGAAGAAGAAGGAUAUGCGGCAUCACAAGGACGUCGGUCUCGGUUUCAAGACUCCGAGAGAGGCGAUCGAAGGCACCUACAUCGACAAGAAGUGUCCGUUCACCGGUAACGUGUCGAUCCGCGGCCGUAUCCUCACCGGAGUCGUCCAGAAGAUGAAGAUGCAAAGGACCAUCGUCAUCCGACGCGACUACCUCCACUAUCUGCCCAAAUACAACCGUUUUGAGAAGCGUCACAGAAACAUGUCCGUGCAUCUGUCGCCUUGCUUCAGAGACGUAGAACUGGGUGAUAUUGUCACCAUCGGCGAGUGCCGGCCGCUAUCUAAGACCAUCAGAUUCAACGUACUGAAGGUUUCCAAGGGCAAGGGCUCGAAGAAAUCCUUCAAAAAGUUCUAAUCUAAUAAACUUUACUUAUAAGUAA
Molecule: messenger RNA, 586 nt
Organism: Pectinophora gossypiella (pink bollworm)
Lineage: Eukaryota; Metazoa; Arthropoda; Insecta; Lepidoptera; Gelechiidae
Gene: RpS11
Product: 40S ribosomal protein S11
Exons: 4
Coding region: 31-561 (176 amino acids)
Biological process (GO): translation
Cellular component (GO): cytosolic small ribosomal subunit; ribosome
Molecular function (GO): structural constituent of ribosome
Source: RefSeq, a predicted model, not a curated record